Messenger RNA from Hyla sarda, 8806 nucleotides. RefSeq lists its product as uncharacterized. Bases 7191 to 8552 code for a protein of 453 amino acids. The record is from RefSeq and is a predicted model, not a curated record. NCBI's taxonomy places the organism in Eukaryota, Metazoa, Chordata, Amphibia, Anura, Hylidae. The transcript has 4 exons.
GGGAUGCGCUGAGCGUCACCGUUGCCUAGCAACUCUCCUUGAUCGAACGCAGCUUAGCAACAUUGUAGCAGCAGCUCCGCCCUGUGGACCAAUCAGCAGGCAGGGAGCGGGCAGCCUUAGAUCAGGGAGAAGGAGCUGCGGCUGGUGUGGUAUCUAGAGCCGGGGAGACACGUGUGGGUCCGGGGGAGAAGCAAUGAGAGGACGGGUCUCCUAGGAGCUGCUUGGAGGUGACUACAUUCACAGCAGGUGAGCUUUUAAAGAAAUGUUUACUUCGCUAUGCAAAUGGCUAAGAGGGACCAUUGAUGAUUCCUGCGUGAGUCGUAUUGCGGAGUGAACUGUAACUUCAAGGCACAUCUCUAGAAAGACAAAUUCAUUUCAACAACGUCGAAAGUAGCCUACUUUAAGAGGAAAUAUGCAGAAGAAGAAAAUUUACAUCAAGGUUACCAGGGGUGUUUUCCAAAACACCUGAUAAUACCAGAAGACCGGACCUGUAUCCUCAAACUAUCUCUGGAAAAGCUUCGCUUCCUAGAAGACCCAGAAAUCUACUUACGGAGAUCAGUGUUGAUCAAUAAUUUGCUCAGGAAGAUCCACCUGGAAGCCGAUGAAAACUAUGACUACUACAAGGGAAGCCCUAGCAGCAGGAGUCCGUAUUCAGACGCUAGAAAACGGGUGAAGCUCAUGGUGAAAGGUUGUUAUUCCCAAUCGCUGCACUAUGAGGAGUUGUGUUCAUAUCAUAUUGUGCCUUAUGCUGCUGAAAAUAUGUGUCCGAUGGGCUAUUCCAACAGUCACCUGACACAGAACUCUCCGCUGCUAAUAUACAGGCUGAAAGAUUGACCACCGCCGUCCCCGGACUGGAUCUUGUCAAAGUCAAUGGCGUCCAGAAGUGGAAACCGCGAUACAAUAUGGCACAGCUUACAAGUAAAGUUAUAGGAGAUCAAAAGCGACCGGUGAAAUUAGCAACACAAACCAGCCUGCUGGCCGACACUUUACCUAUGUGAUUGUUCAAAGUUGCAUUGCUUUUUCAUGACCUGUAUGCAUAUGAUGCACAUGUGUCUAUUGCUGACGAUGCUAGAUAUUGUACGAGAGAUCAUUGCAUUUUUAGAUAUUUUUGGAUAUUUCAUUUUAGAUUUGAUUGAACAUGAGAUUUAGCUUUAUUCUGAGCAUUUUGAAUAGAGUUUUGUCACAGGGCAGUGUUUGCUACAAGUCUGUAUAAGCUGGUAGUUUUCAGGUUAAUAGUUCAUCUUUAUUGUAGGCUAAAUUCACACUUGCAUUAGAAUAUUACAGUGUUUAGACACAAGUGGUUGGCAUAACUGAAGCAAAUUGGGCAAGGAAUAUGCCAUGCAUCCUCCAUAGGAGUGAAAAUGCAGAAGAGGCAAAUGCAGAAGGGCUAACUGCUGUUUAUCUUACAUCAUUUUAACAGAGAAGUAUAGAGAAAUAAUUUAUGUUAAAGGUGUUGUCUCAUCAUAGAGAAUGGCAACAUGUUAGAUAUUGGGACCAUUGUCCACUGGGCUGGGGUGGCUCCUGUCAGUUACUGGACGUGGCAUUCCUACUUUGUCUUCUUACAGCUCCUACUUGGUCUUUUCUGUCUUCAUUAGGGCUCAUUCACACUAUGGAACUCAGCAAGCAAUAUUUUCUUGCUGAAUUCCAUUUGAACCGUGCCCUUUCUGCUCCAUGGUACUGGAGAAGAAAUAAGGUGUAAUCAGCACUUAUUACUGUGGCAAUAUGCAGUGGAAAUAAACACAAAAUUCAAACUUAGAUACGUUAGACAAUUUAUUCCAGGCCUGUUCUAUGCGCCUCACUAGUACAGCCUGCAGCCUAAGUACAGCCUGCAGCCUAAACAUCAAAAUGGGCUUUAGAUGGUGCUGAGACUGCAGGCUGUGCUAGUGAAGGACAUAGAACAGCUCGGCAGCACUGACUUGCUGGUAUUACCGGUAUCGCACCUUCUCCCCCUUUAGACACACAACACUCUGACCAUUUUAAGUGGUGGAUCUUGUGGGGCUGUGCAUGAUGCUGUAGCAGCUCUGUCUUGGCAGAGGAGUGUGGGGAGGAGAGGUGUAGGCCGGGGAACACUGGUGAGAGGAGACAUCAGCAAAGCUACUGAUGGAUUCAAGAAGAUGAUUGAACAUUUUCAAUCUUCCGCUGGAAUCUCAUUCCUAUGUUGGAACGUCCAUUGUGAAACGUCCGACGUGUUAACUGAGCAGCUGAAAUCAAUAAGAUGGCAGCGGAUUCCGCCUGGAAUUUGCUUGUGUAAACAGGGCCUAAAAACUGGGGAAGUGUACACUGUACUUUCCUAGUUUUGCUGCCACAACAAACGAAGUCCUGGAAGCUGCACUGAUACUGUCACUCCAAUGUACACUCCAACCAUCCAAGGUUUAGAUACUCCAAGGCUUUUCAUUUUCCUAAAACAACGCAUUUCAGGAAUGUUCUCUGCUUCUUCAGGUUACGGACAAAAGGCCUAUGAUCAGGCUCCAAUCACAAACUGGAAAACAUACCUUGUAAUUAUCACGUUUUAGACACUUUUUGUGCCUUGUUCUACAAGGGCUGUGGCCUAUUGGUAAGGGGGUGUGGCAUAAAAUAAAACAACUUGCAAAAAAAUUGCAACCUGAUAUUAGCAUUAUAUAAGCCAACCAAUAGGUGGUAUAAAGUAAUGGCCCUAUUAGAUGGCCCAAUGCUUGCUUUCCAACACACAAUUUCGCUUGUCCGUCACUGAUUGCUGGCCCUAUUACACAGGGCAAUGUUGGCCUGUUCAGGGCCUUCAGACAACUAAAGAUGCACCAAAUUUAUCAAACAGCAUGAGCUACUGUGAUAAAAUUGGUGCUUCUUCAGACUGGUCUAUAUUUAUGCUGUCUAAGUAUUAGACAGGAUUAGUAGUUCUGCCCCAAUAUGUUAAGACGGCCAUGCACAUUAGAUGAAUACCAACAUUUUAAUGUGUAAGGGGACCUCCAUCCUAAGACAUGCACAAAGUAUGCCAGUUAUGCCUAUGACUUGCGUUUAAAAAAAUAUAACGUAUUCUAAUACAAGUGUGUAUAGGGCCUUACUAGGAGAUAACUCAUGUCUGACUUGAUCAUGUAUAGUAUAAUCUGCCUCUAUUUUCCUUUCUUUGAAAGAAAAGCAGUUAUUUUUGUAAAAAGAUGACUUAUUUCAAGAAAUAAUGUGUUUUGAGGGUUGAUCCCCAUUGAUAUCUUGUAUAUGUGAUGGAUUUUAUUAUAUAGCUGGGUGCCGCUGUGCUAAUUUGAGAUUAUUUAUUUCCUAUAACAAAUGCUUAUGUUGUCUUUUAUGUCCCGUGCAUUCUAUAAAUGGAAGUAAAAUUGCCAAAGGAGAGAAACCAACAUUUUUUUAAUACCAAAGACAUAUUUGAACUUCUAGCAACCAUGAAAGAAAUAUAGGACUCCUUGAGUUGUCUUCCUCUGCAUCUUUGUAACAUCUGUUCCUAUAUAAGCUGUGCCAUACACUUAAUAUAGUUAUCUCUCCUGAUCCCCUAUACCCAUGUCUACUCAGCUCAGCUUGUUGUGUAUCUGUUCUGAAUGGGAAGACUGGAAUGCUACCAGACUCCUCUGGCGGCGGCCCUUUUCCCAAAGAACAAAAGGCUGGGCACUUAAAAUCCAACAUGCUUCAUUCUUCUCUUUCCUGUCAUCAUCUGUCAUUGGACAAUCAGGAGGCCACUAUGCACAUUAGAUGGCUGGCCAGUCUCAUUGGCAAGUUUAGCCCACAUAUAUCUAAUGGGUAGGGCAUGUUUUAGGGUAUUAUUGAGACCCCUGGCUCAUCAAGGCUUAAUAAUUCCUGCUAUAGCUGCAAUUUUUCCGGGCUCCCUAUCAGCACAGUACAGGUGGCACUGUAGUUCAGCCCACAUAUAUCUAAUGGGUAGGGCACAUUUUAGGGUAUUAUUGAGACCCCUGGCUCAUCAAGGCCCAAUAAUUCCUGCUAUAGCUGCAAUUUUUCUGGGCUCCCUAUCAGCACAGUACAGGUGGCACUGUAGUUAGGGGCAGGGAUAUAACUAUGAGGGGGUGCAGAGGGUGCAUCUGGGCCCAGGAGCUUAAAGGGCCCAUAAGGUCUCUCUUUCCUAUAUGAGUAGAUCAGUACUGUAAACAAAGCAUUGCAUCUGAGGACUCUGUUGCAGAUUGUACAUUGGGACCCAGCAUCUUCAAAUUACUCCUCCAGUUAGGAGCUUACUCUCGAUUAUAUGCUACUUUCUGCCACCACAUGGAACUCAUGCAGUUACAAGCAAACAUUGGGCCACUUCAUUUCAAAAGUUCAUGAAAUGUAUAAUAUGGGUCAAAAGAGAUGCCUUAAAGGUGUUUUCUACCUUCAGAUAUUGAUGGCCUAUCCUCAGGAUUGAAUUGAGUGGAAGUUGAGCUGCAGUAUCCCGGUGCCAUCACUACUCAGUGUACAGAGCCAAGUCUUCUGGCUGAUGAACAUUGCCAAUAACUAGUUGUCACGGCUUAUCUGAACACCUGGCUGAGUUACGACAACCAGCCGAUCAGAUAUUGAUGGCCAAUCCUAAGGAUAGGCUAUCAAUAUCUGAAAUCAGUGAAGCCGUGUAGGCAGAUACUUCUUGUCUAGAUGACGGUAUUGCAGGUAAUUACACUGUUAGCCAAUGUUCAACCCCUAAAUCAAUGUCCUACCCAUACAAAAGCCUUAAACAUGACUAGGAUACCUGUUGAAGGGCAGCUACCUCCAAAUAAUCUCAAAGAGCAUUGCCGGGUCCAUAGUACAUCCUAUGCCAUCUUGGGUGUCUCAACAACUCAUUACCCCUUGGACCUUAAAUUGACAUGAUAAAGGAUCCUAUUUCUGUCUUUUCACUUAAUAAACAUCACCAAAUGUACAUAAGGGUUUACCAGAUUGAGGAUGGGCAUAAUGGAAAAAGCACAGGUGGCCCUGACAAUUUUACUGUUUUAGGCCUAUAUACUUCUAUGGUUUCACUGAGCAACUGUCACUCAGCUUUUUAAGAAUUUGGAUUGAGAACAUGACAGUAGAGGACAACUCAAGGUCUCCUAUUUACUACUAAUUUUAUGAUGUACGUAAGAAAUGCUCUACAAUGUCAGGAGAACGCCAGGGCACUUAGUUGUCAUUUGGCUUUAGAGCAUACUGCCAACCUCUGAGCCAUGUUUGUAUUGUUUUAUUCAUAGAGGACAAUACUUAGUAGUUUUACAGUUGAUAUAUUUUCAUGUUGUAACACUAAAAUAUAUUUUUUGUUUUGAGGCGCACAGUGUGAUUUUUCUGUUAUUCUAAUUUAAAUGGUGACAUUAUUUAAUAAAGUGUACCUGUCAAUGAAAGAAACUUUUGAUAUGUCCUAGAGGCAUGUAAAAAGUUCUUAUUGGUCAGGGUGUGAAUGUUUAGACCCCGUUGGAUGAUGAGAACAAGCAGGGAGAGAAGUAGGCAGCUACACGCUUCUUUCCUCCUCUUUGUGUCUGAGACCUGGACGACGGCCCCUAGGGUUACAUUACAGUCCUGUGACACAGAUCCGGGAGAGAAAGCGAUAAGCUCACACUUCUCUCAGAUCAUUCUUGAAAUUGAUCGGGGUCUGAACAUAAGCUAUGUACAAGCCUUGCCACUAUUCAGUUAAAGUUUUUUUUAAUUUGACUAUGCUACAGGGGCUGUAAAGUUAGUGUAGUUCAUAAUAUAGUGUCUGUACCUGUGUGUGAUGGUUUUGUCACAAUUCUUAUGUGAUUUUCACCCCAAUAUUUAUUUUUACCAGCAUACAAAAUGACUGCUGUCUCUGAUUUUUCCCAGCUUGCAAUGCGGUCGAGACCUGACUCACUAGUCAGCUGAUGACAAUGAUCCUGUCUGCUUCAAUGGGUGGUGAGAGCAAUCUGCAAGUAAUGCAACAGCUGUAGGCACCCUGAUUGAAAACCACAGGUCUGCAGCUUAUUUAUGUUUCAAUGGGUGGGGUGGCUGAUGUGUGGGAAGGAGGAAAAUCAUGGGAUUUGUAGGCAAACAAGAAAACUGAAAACAGGAAAAACAAGUUCACAAAAAGCUAGCCACAGUGUUAUGGUAAUCUCACAGCAUAGCCAUUUAGCCCAAGACAAGCGCAGAUCCUUCCUUAGCAUGUCCAUUACUGUCUGUCAGGUACGUACUAAAAUCACCUUAUGCUGGAUAACCCCUUUAAGUUUUACGUUAUGCAUAUCCUCAAUACUUACUUGUGUAAACUAACACUUUUACAAAAGAGACCAUUUUCUUCUGCCUACCUGCCUCAGCUACUAUUCUGAUCCUGCUACCCGCCUGAUGCCACACAUCUGAUGCCAAGUUCUCCUUUUUUCACCGGGUACUGGUAUUGCGUAUGGCCACCCACCACCCCACUAUGUCACCGGGUCACUUUCAGGACUCCUGAUGCUGCUGGUGCCACCUCCAGGCUCAUACUGCCACCAUAUUUUCUUCUCAUGCUGAUGCCAGCUCCAGGCUGUCUCAUACUGCCACCAUAUGUUCUCUUCAUGCUGAUGCCAGCUCCAUGUGGUCUCUUUCUGCCACCACAUGUUCUCCUCAUGCUGCUGCCAGCUCCAGGCUGUCUCAUACUGCCACCAUAUGUUCUCCUCAUGCUGAUGCCACCUCCAGGCUGUCUCCUACUGCCACCAUAUGUUCUCCUCAUGCUGAUGCCAGCUCCAGGCUGUCUAAUACUGCCACCAUAUGUUCUCCUCAUGCUGAUGCCACCUCCAGGCUGUCUCAUUCUGCCACCAUAUGUUCUCAAGCUGAUGCCAGCUCCAGGUUGUCUCAUACUGCCACCAUAUGUUCUCCUCAUGCUGAUGCCAGCUCUAGGCUGUCUCAUACUGCCACCAUAUGUUCUCCUCAUGCUGAUGCCAGCUCAUGGCUGUCUCAUAUUGCCACCAUAUGUUCUCCUCAUGCUGCUGCCACCUCCAGGCUGUCUCAUCCUGCAACUAUAUGGUCUCCUCAUGCUUCCGCCACCUCCAAUCUGUGUCAUUCAGCCACUAUAUGGUCUCCUCAUGCUGCUGCCAACUCCAGGCUGUGUCAUUCAGCCACUAUAUGGUCUCCUCAUGCUGCCUCCAACUACAGACUAUGUCAUUCAGCCACUAUAUGGUCUCCUCUUGCUUCCGCCAACUCCAGGCUGUGCCUUUCAGCCACUAUACGGUCUCCUCAUGUUUCUACCACCUCCAGGCUGUUUCAUUCAGCCACUAUAUGGUCUCCUCUUGCUGCCGCCAACUCCAGGCUGUGUCAUUCAGCCACUAUAAGGUCUACUCAUGCAUCCACCACCUCCAGGCUGUGUCAUUCAGCCACUAUAUGGUCUUCUCAUGCUGCUGCCAGCUCCAGGCUGUCUCAUACUGCCACCAUAUGUUCUCCUCAUGCUGAUGCCACCUCCAGGCUGUCUCCUACUGCCACCAUAUGUUCUCCUCAUGCUGAUGCCAGCUCCAGGCUGUCUAAUACUGCCACCAUAUGUUCUCCUCAUGCUGAUGCCACCUCCAGGCUUUCUCAUUCUGCCACCAUAUGUUCUCCUCAAGCUGAUGCCAGCUCCAGGUUGUCUCAUACUGCCACCAUAUGUUCUCCUCAUGCUGAUGCCAGCUCUAGGCUGUCUCAUACUGCCACCAUAUGUUCUCCUCAUGCUGAUGCCAGCUCAUGGCUGUCUCAUAUUGCCACCAUAUGUUCUCCUCAUGCUGCUGCCACCUCCAGGCUGUCUCAUUCUGCAACUAUAUGGUCUCCUCAUGCUUCCGCCACCUCCAAUCUGUGUCAUUCAGCCACUAUAUGGUCUCCUCAUGCUGCUGCCAACUCCAGGCUGUGUUAUUCAGCCACUAUAUGGUCUCCUCAUGCUGCCUCCAACUACAGACUAUGUCAUUCAGCCACUAUAUGGUCUCCUCUUGCUUCCGCCAACUCCAGGCUGUGCCUUUCAGCCACUAUACGGUCUCCUCAUGUUUCUACCACCUCCAGGCUGUUUCAUUCAGCCACUAUAUGGUCUCCUCUUGCUGCCGCCAACUCCAGGCUGUGUCAUUCAGCCACUAUAUGGUCUUCUCAUGCUGCUGCCACCUCCAGGCUGUCUCAUUUUGCAACUAUAUGGUCUUCUCAUGCUGCCACCACCUCCAGGCUGUGUCAUUCAGCCACUAUAUGGUCUCCUCAUGCUGCCGCCACCUCCACAGUGUGUCACUCAGCCACUAUAUGGUCUCCUCAUGCUGCUGCCACCUCCAGGCUGUCUCAUUUUGCAACUAUAUGGUCUCCUCAUGCUUCCACCACCUCCAGGCUGUGUCAUUAAGCCACUAUAUGGUCUCCUCAAGCUGCCACCAACUCCAGGCUUUGUCAUUCAGCCACUAUAUGGUCUCUUCAUGCUGCUGCCUCCUCCACGCUGUGUCAUUCAGGCACUAUAUGGUCUCAUAAUGCUGCCGCCACCACCAUGCUGUGUCAUUCAGCCACUAUAUGGUCUCCUCAUACUGAUGCCACCUCCAGGCUCUUUCAUUGUGCCGCUCUGCGACAGUGAUUCUAAUAGUGCCACUUCUAAUCUGCAUGUCAUACUGUAUAACAGUAUUAUUUCACUAACCCAGCACAUACCCUAUGUGUGUUACAGUAAGGCGAAGUGUUCUACACGCCUGUUGAGGCUCUCUGUAGGCCAGAAAUAGCCGUUUUAAUACAGAUUCGGCACUAAAAAAUUGGUACCGUACCACAUUUUUUGGGAACAUUCGGCGAUUUGGCCAAAUAGAAUUAAAAAAAAAUUUCGCUCAUCUCUAGUCAUGUUGCUCCUAUCAUGCAGCAUUGGUUCUAAGGGAAGUUACCCCCUACCACAGAAAGCCAAUAUUAUUGUGAUUGCACCAGCCACUUUGACUUUGUGCUGCAGUGCCUUAAAGAGGUAUUCCAGGCAAAACCUUUUUUUAUA